AGUUCCGGUCGCUGGUGGCAAGUAUCGGAAAUCGAAAAGUCAAGUUGAAGUCGGUCGAAGAACUUAUGUAUUAGUCUUGCUGCCGCGACGGAUCAACCUGGUGACAGCUGGGAGUCUGAGCUCAUUGAACGCUCAAGAUGCUGCGGUUCGCGGGGACGAGCUUUAUGCAAGGCCUGCUGGGCCCCGGCGCCUGGCCUCGGCGGCCCUUUGCGCCGCGGAUACAAGCUGCGCUCUCGUAUCCUUGCAAUUGUCGAGCGCCUGCUCAGAGCGCAUCCCACUUCAGGCGAGCUUACUCGCAUUCAGCUCCUUUGAAGAAGAGUGAUUCUGACGCGAUCCCGGCACUGAACUAUGGAGAUAUACCGUAUGAUGCAGCAGCCGCACUCGACUCAGAUGGCCGGAUACCAAGCAUGCCGUACGUCCCGGACACAUUGCCAGGCACCGCAACCGAGUAUAAUGCACAUAUCGUUGUCCACCCGUACUCGCGACCACGGCCUCAGCUAUCCUGGCCUGCGAGUAUCGAAAGCGUCAGCCCGCUGAUGUCAGAGCUGGGUAGUCGCUGCAAACAAGGCUCCAGCCUCGAAGGCUACGGUGUCAGCUUUUCUAGCGGAGAGCUUGGCGAACAAGUCGGCUUGCCAGAUCUGUUUCCUCACUGGGACAACCAAACGCCAAAAUUCAUGCGGCCGGUGCCGGGACACGAGUCGGUUGACGAACAGUUCUUGCUCUAUGUAUACCUACCACCUGGCAGAUUCGCCACGGUGGGGCCAUUAUCGUUGGAGACGUUGGACGAAGACAAGCUCUUGCAGGACAAGAUCAUAGAUGCACUAGCAUCAGCAAAGCCGCAGACAGCGAAGCGCAAGCCUGAGGAUGAGGCGCACAUCUACGUUUGUACGCACGGCAUGCGCGACUGUCGCUGCGGUGUCGUCGGUGGCGCCCUGAUGCGCUCACUCAAAGAAACGUACGACCAAGAGAACGCCACGAGCGGUAACAGUCUUAAAUCCACUAAAUUUUUCGCCAUCUCCCAUGUUGGCGGGCACAAAUGGGCUGCCAACGCUCUCGUCUAUCCGCAUGGAGAUUGGUAUGGUAAUCUGCGCGAGUACGAUGCAGCGCUGCUCUUGCGCGCCGCGCAGGCGCCCGCAUCGAGCAUGCACGAUUUGCAGGACAUGCGCGAGCGCAUGGUCCAUUGGAGCCGAUGGCGCGGUCGGCUUGGUUUGUCUGCUGAUAAGCAGAGAGAGCACUAUGACCAGUGGGGUCCACCGCUCAUGCAAACUGCCAUCAUCAAACCCGCUGUGCGGGUCGGAAAGCUCGGCCGCUCGUCCGUGGCGGCUUCUGCUGCUCGGAAGCCUACAUCUGAUGCCUUGACAGCAAGUCCAACGUCACACAUCACAGUCGCAGAAAUGAGUGUGCCCUUGCGUUUCCGCUCGUACGAGGGAGAAUGGUUCAAUGUCAAGGGUACAAUCGGAGAGACGCUGAAAGACGUGGCCAAACGCCACAACUUGCCAUCCAUCGAAGCGACCUGCGGUGGAGAGUGUGAAUGUGCGACAUGCCAUGCAUACUUUGCAGCUCCCGGCGAUAACGUUGACGCCGUAGGCAAUCUAGACACCGAGCCCCCGACGUUGAUUAUCGGCGAUCUACAAGACGAGGAGAACGACAUGCUCGAUUACGCCAUCACACGCAAACCGGCCAGUCGUUUAACUUGUCAAGUCAAGGUGACCAAAGAACUCAGCGAGUGGAUGAAGAAAGGCGGGCGUAUCGAGUUACCUCGAUUUUAGAGAUUCAGAGCAAUAGACGUUGAGACGAUAUGCAUGGAGACUGGAGGUGCUCGACCGAUGCGAGGUGUGCCAGAGCAAAAAAGCAGCUGGCCAAAGGUCCUUGCGACAUUAAGUAGUAUACAG
Messenger RNA from Tilletiaria anomala UBC 951, 1892 nucleotides. RefSeq lists its product as uncharacterized. NCBI's taxonomy places the organism in Eukaryota, Fungi, Basidiomycota, Exobasidiomycetes, Georgefischeriales, Tilletiariaceae. Gene Ontology annotation, molecular function: iron-sulfur cluster binding. The record is from RefSeq and is a predicted model, not a curated record. Bases 138 to 1769 code for a protein of 543 amino acids. The transcript has 2 exons.